Molecule: messenger RNA, 555 nt
Organism: Schistosoma turkestanicum
Lineage: Eukaryota; Metazoa; Platyhelminthes; Trematoda; Strigeidida; Schistosomatidae
Source: the annotation of a GenBank genome assembly
AUGUGUUUUACAGGGUAUCCCAAACGGAAACAGGAACUUGUGUUGUGUGAUUUUGAGAACAGUUUAUACUGCGCACUAUUUAAUGAUUACCUAGGUUUUUACCUAUUUACUGAUCCGACCGCAGUAAAUGUAAUGGCUUCUAAAAUCCAAUUUUCCAGAGCUGGUUCUCAAAUGCCUACAUACCAAAAGAUUUAUUCCAAUGAGUCUGUCAAACAGUAUACAAAUGAAUUUUCGGACACUUGCUUUCCUGAUCUUCGCUUAUUUUGGCAGACAGAGUCAGUAUUACAAGCUGUAUGUGAAUUUCUUCUUUCUAGGCGAAUAUAUGAUUAUCCCAAUAGCAUUUCCGGAACCCGUUACAAUCAACCUGCCAGGACUGCCCUUUCUCCGUUGAGUUUUUAUGAGUUGUCCACUAAACCAACUGUAUGUCAACUAUUUUUGGUGAGAUCUUUUCUCAAAUUCUUCUACUUUGCAUUGUUCAAUCAUACAAAUCCAAAUCAUUUUCAAAGUUUACAACAGCAAAUAAUAUGGAAUAAAUUUCUCAAUUAUCGAAAGUAA